Molecule: messenger RNA, 3135 nt
Organism: Ornithodoros turicata
Lineage: Eukaryota; Metazoa; Arthropoda; Arachnida; Ixodida; Argasidae
Exons: 3
Coding region: 151-2631 (826 amino acids)
Source: RefSeq, a predicted model, not a curated record
GCCGAGAAUCUAUCAUUUUGUCGGGGCUAUACAGAGAAGGGACGGUCCUGCGUGUCAACAAACCGAAAACAAAGGCGCAGAGACCGCGUCAAUCGUAAUAUUUAUCUUCACGACGGGACAUUCUGUUUCACUGUGAGAUACAAGUACGUCAUGCCUUCGAAAAGGCGAUACCUCGCCUACUUAGAGCCAGGGACGUCUUCAGCGAAGGUACCUCGGCAAACCGUAUGGAGUCAACGACAGAAAGAAGUGUCGGCAGCGGUCGAAGCCUCGCGAAUACAACUCUGUGAAGAUGCUGGGGCGAAUGAAGAAGCUACUCCUCGUGUUGCAGACCAUGAAGAACAUGAACACCUUCAACCUGAGUACCCUGCAUCUGAAAAUAGCCUUCUUGACAAUGAAGAAAGCAUUAGCUCACUCCACGAUGGGACGCCACAAGAAGACAGCACCACCGAAUGUGCAGAGCUUCCUGAUCCUGAUGCUGAUCUUGCAGAAUUCAUCAGAGUGAACUCUGAAAUAAUACUGCCCAACCAAGCUACCACUCGUCUGCAGGCGAUGCUGCUUGUCCUUGCAUUUAUUGUGGCUGCAGGCAUCCCAUGGACACAGGUCGAUGGACUUUUGCGACUUCUAAAUGCGAUCUUGGGGCAAGAGGUUUUCCCUUCCAAGUAUGGAUUGCGGAAACUGUGGAAUCUACAGCGAUCAAAGGUUCUGGAAGUCCAUGGCUACUGCCCUACAUGUCAGCUGCUUACUAGAGACUGUGGACUUGGAUUUCAACGUUGCGACAUUUGUGAAAAUGUAGUGACCCCUGCAGAACAGGUGAAAAAAGGAAGUUUUUUCAUCACACUGGACUUGGAACUACAACUGCUGAAGCUGUUAAAGGCCACGGGUGAACUAGUAGGCAAGAAUUUAAAGGACAUUGCGACAGUCCCUCAUGAAGGAGCAUACAGAGACAUUACCGAUGGCUUGCUGUACAGAAAAGUUCGAAGUGAAAAUAACAUGUCAUGGUGCGACCUGACAUUGACCAUGAACACCGAUGGAUCUCCUGUGUUCAAAUCAAGCAAGGGAUCUGUUUGGCCAAUACAGGUGUCACUAAAUGAACUGCCCGUUCCAUACCGAUGGAAGAACAUCUUGGUUGCAGCCGUUUGGUUUGCUAAGGAGCACCCGCCUGCGCACCUGUACCUAAAAACAUUUGUUGAGAAAUUUAACACGGUUGGAAAGCUGGCAUGGUCCUUUUCUGGCCAAACUGUGCAGUCUGCAGUUAGGAUAGUGUCCUGCUGUGUUGAUUCACCUGCACGUGCUGCCCUUUUGAACGCAAAACAGUUCAAUGGAUACUAUGGGUGCUCCUGGUGUCUUCAGAAAGGCACACUUGUUGAUGGAACAGUGAAGUACAUAUUUGAAGGCCACGACAUGAUCGAGAGGACUUCUGACAUGGUUGUGAGUGCAAUGACUGCCGCAGCUGUAAGGGGUUACCCUGUGGAUGGCAUCAAGGGUCCAUCAGCUGUAGCCAAAUUAUGUGCCUUAGACUUGGUGUGGGGAUUUCCCCCAGAUUACCUACACUGUGUUCUCGAGGGUGUGGCUUCCCAGCUAACAGAGCUCUGGUUAUGUUCCACUGGAAGUGUGUGGUAUAUUGGGAACCGGAUCAAGGAGCUCAACCGGCGCAUUGUGACGAUUCAGCCGCCAAUCUUUUUCACAAGGACUCCUCGGCCCCUAACAGAGAGGGCAUUUUGGAAAGCGACAGAAUGGAAAUUUUGGCUUCUCUACUAUGGUGUGCCCUGCCUACAAGGGAUUCUGCCGCACAAAUACCUAACUCAUUUUACCUUGCUCUCACACAGCGUGUUCCUGCUGCUGAAAACAACAGUCAUGGAGUGUGACAUUGUACUUGCGGGCAAAUUGCUAAUGCAGUUUGUUCAGGAAAUGCCUGUUCUGUACGGCAAGGGCAGUUUUACAUUUAAUGUUCACCAGCUUGUUCAUCUGGCAAAAUCUGUGCAGAUGACCGGACCAUUGUGGGCAACGUCAACCUUUCCUUUCGAGGGUGGAAAUGGCGACAUCUUAAAGCUUGUCACUGCAGCAAAAGGUGUGCCACAGCAGAUAGCAGAGAGGUGCAUCAUGCAAGGAGUGCUGAAGUCACUGACACGCAUUGUGGAUUUGUCACCCUUUCUAAAACACCAGCUUCAGCUAAUCUCUGGGAGGAAAACCAAGAACCAUCAGUCAGGCGUGUUAGGAACCCCGCUACCUGUAUCUAAUUUGGAAACAUGCAUCCGAGACUUGGUUGUAAAUACAGUAGGACACGUGGAGUCAAUAAGUGAAUACCUCAGGGCCACGAUCAAGGGGGUCGUCAUCCAUAGUGCCAAAUAUCGGAGGACAGAAAAGUCGUGCACCGAAUACAUCGAAGCCAGUGAUGGCAGACUGUGCAGGAUCAUGUGCAUUCUUGUGGCAGAGGACACUAUUCUCCUUGUGUGCCAGGAAUUAAUUCUUGUGGAGUGUAUAUUGCCUUUCCUUUACGAUGUUGACCAUCCACCUGCGAAUGUUGCCCUGUGCUUGCUUCAUGAUGUUGAUGUUCUUUCUCCAUGUGUGUAUGUGUCUGUGCACGGCAAGUCAUACGUUGCAAAAAUUCCUAAUCUUUACGAAAGGGAUUAGUAUAUGUGAAGGUAGGUAGUUAUUUGCACAUAAAAUCUCAUCUCCAUAAGCAGCACCUCAGAUAUAAUUCUAUGCGAAAUUCUGAAGAGUAGCAAGAUUGUUAACCAUGUUAGUCACAAAAUGACACUUUGGGUGAUCACCAAUACCAGUAAUUCUAGCUGAUGGCACUGAAUGAGAGUUAUUUUCUCGAUUUAUUUGAUAACAGGCCAUACUAAAUGUCCAAAUAAUUGCUCUACAAUUGCUGUUCUGUUUGCUUUGGUAGUCUAUAUAUUCAUUGUUCUUUCUCAUAUUAAGGUUGUUUACCUGUCCAGUGAGUUCCCCAUAAUUAUCUUGUACGUACAAGGUUAAAUUACAAGUUAUUUACAAGGUUAAAAACUGGUUAGUGAGACAAACAAUAUGCCAGCAUUUUGUACCAUCUCCUGCUACCUAGUUGAGCCUGCUCCUUGCAUGAUGCAUAUACAUGUAUUGUGUUAUUUUUCAUAUUAAACUUGUUUACUUGUCCAA